Drosophila kikkawai is the source of this 786-nucleotide messenger RNA. The record is from RefSeq and is a predicted model, not a curated record. NCBI's taxonomy places the organism in Eukaryota, Metazoa, Arthropoda, Insecta, Diptera, Drosophilidae.
UGAAAAAAGACGCGAGUGAUUAUUAUGAGUGCGGCAAAGGAUUUUUAUUCCGAAUUUAAUGGAAUAUCUGCAAAAUGCACAUUGUGCUUAAAGACAAUUAAAAGUAGUGGGAACUCAUCGAACUUACUUUCCCAUUUAAAAAACAAGCACCAGGAUGCCUUUUUAAAAUGCUCAAAAAAAACCACCAAAGGUGAAGGUGACGAACAAGACCAACCGAGCAUUCAAGGAGCAUUUUUGGGUGCAGCAAAUAAAAACUCAAAAGACCGAAAAAUUACGGAAUCUUUGAUCAAAAUGAUAUGCAAAGACAAUAUGCCCGUCAGAUGCGUUGAAAAAGAGGGGAUGCAGAACUUUGUUAAAACGUGCGUUCCCAAUUACAAAUUACCAAGUCGAUGGAAGUCUCAUACAAGCGAAUAUAUUACUACACUGUUGGAUGGGUUGGGUGCAUUAAGCAUACAUGAAAGCUUUUUGGAUCUGCACAACAAGACUAUAGAGCUCCGAGACUCUGUAGUAAAAAGUUCAGAGAGAAAGGAAAUGCAGCUUUUUUUUAACAUGCCAUUUUGUACUUGGGAGACAAACCCUAUAGAAUUUUGGAUCUCACAAACGUCAGCUAUGCCCAUGCUAGCGAAGGUGGCAUUAAGUUGCCUGAUCACGCCUGGUAGUUCGGUAUCAUCGGAACGGUUUGCUUCUGCCAUAAAAUGCGUUGUGUGUGACUCCCGUAGUCGUAUGACAGACCAGCAUGUAACAGAAAGAGUUUAUCUUAAAUCAUUAAAAACUGAUUUGUUCUAA